AUGAAAUCCAACAAGCCAGGCAAUAUUGGACCCAAGCCUACGUACACUCCAGCCCCAAUUAAGCAGCUCGUCGGAGCAACCCCAGUCGAACAGCGAUCGACCUACCGCGAUAUGGCCGCAGCCACUGGACUAACCCUUGGAACCUUGAGCCGUCAUUUGAAGAAGGGCACUCUUCAACGUCGAUCGUCGCGUAUCAAGCCGCUGCUUACGGAGGCCAACAAGACAGAACGCCUUGCAUUUUGCCCGAAAGCGUUGAAUUCGACAACUGUCCGUCACCUGUCGUCCUUUGAUCGCACCAGUCUAUCCCAAGCGUCCGGAGCCGUUGCCGCCGCCCACGGUGUCACCCCUAAGGAUGUCCAGUGGUGA
This is a messenger RNA of Aphanomyces astaci, 366 nucleotides long. RefSeq lists its product as hypothetical. The record is from RefSeq and is a predicted model, not a curated record. The transcript is spliced from 2 exons. NCBI's taxonomy places the organism in Eukaryota, Oomycota, Saprolegniomycetes, Saprolegniales, Verrucalvaceae. Bases 1 to 366 code for a protein of 121 amino acids.